CUUCGUUGAAAGAACAGCUGGAAAAAAAAGUUAAUCCUGUCCAGUUUUCUGAGUGUUAGAUUGAUGUGUAAUGGUUUUUAAUUGCAUUUUCAGAUUGCCAAAUAUUACUUUUGGUUUACUGGAAAGAUCUCUUCCUCUGCUUGGCUUCAUUACUAAGCAUCGUCGGAAAAUCCACCACCAAGCACUGUUGGGCAGCAACCAGUCUUUCACAAAUAAUUUUCUUCUGACGCAUCAUUUCUCUGCACAUCCAGCCCGAAGUCACUGCACAAUGCACAACCACAGUACUACAGUUAGCAGGUCUUUCGAUGUUGACACGCGCUCAAUAUUCCUGAAUGCCAUCGAAUCGGUUCUCCCACGUCAGAUGUUGCAGACAGUGCUUCGUUACUCAUGGGAGAAAUCCACGCUGGUUGCCGAUGAUCGCGAGUAUUGCCUCGACAACAAUGUCUACGUUGUCGGGUUCGGGAAGGCUGUCUGUGGGAUGGCACGGGUGGUGGAAGAUAUUAUCGGCGAGCACAUCAACACCGGCAUCAUCAGCAUCCCUCACGGAGCGGUGGACGCCCUGCAUCGUGCAGAUAAACUAGACAUGUUACUGAAGACAGGCAGCAAAAUAAAGAUCUACGAAGGUGCCAGAAAUAAUCUUCCAGAUACAGAUUCAGUUAAAGCUGCACAGGAGAUCCACUCGCUGGUUUCUUCUCUGAAAAAGACUGACAUUGUUAUUGUCCUUAUUUCUGGAGGUGGCUCGUCCCUGCUGCCGAUGCCAUGUGACCCGAUAACCCUGACUGACAUUAUGCAGCUGACGAGUCUCAUGUCGCGGGGUGGUGCCACCAUACACGAACUGAACGUCGUACGCAGAAACACAGAGGUCCUCAAAGGGGGAGGACUUGCACAGGCUGCGCACCCAACACAAAUAAUAUCUUUGAUUGUGUCGGAUGCGAUUGGUAACUCCCUGGACGAUAUUGCCAGUGGUCCGACAGUUCCGAACUGCUCUCACCCCAGCCAGUGUUUUGAGAUCUUCAAUCGGCUUGGCAUCAUGGAAGAGGUUCCGCAGAGAGUGGUCACACACUUGAGGAAACAGAUUAAAACCCAGAACGCCGCUUCUCGAGACCCUAAAGAAAUCUUAUCAUCCGGAUGGAAAUGGGUGCACAACAUCCUUGUCGGAAGCAACGUCAUCGCAACAUCAGCUGCUACGAAGAAAUCAGAGGCUCUCAGAUACACGACGUACACUCUUUCCAACAGCAUGGAUGGGGAGGCUAAGGAAGUGGCGGCCAUGUUUGCCAAACUGGCCUGCUUCAUCUCUCUCCUGGUCAGGCGAGCAUCACAGGAAUGCAUGGCUCAGCUACGCGGGCUCGAGCUUGACCUGGUGCAAGCUGGGAUUAAGAAGACAACAAUCAAUGAAAUUGUCAACAUCACGGAAAAGGCCAAAAACUCCAGCAAACCAGUGUGCAUUAUCAGUGGAGGGGAGACAAUUGUGCACGUGAGAGGGUCGGGGAUUGGAGGCCGGAGCCAGGAGAUGGUAUUGGCAGCCGCAAUUCAUCUUGAUGAGCUAUUUGCUGACUAUAUUGACAUGAGGAAUCACAAUGUUUCCUUCUUCAGUGGCGGGACGGACGGCCAGGAUGGAAUGACGGAUGCAGCUGGAGCCAUUGUCAAUGCACACUUUGUUGCUCAAACCAAGACGGAAAAUCUUUCUUUGAAAGCGUACCUAGACAACAAUGAUUCGUAUUCCGUGUUCAGCAAGGUGCAGAAUGGAAUCCACCUGGUCAAAACUGGACUCACUGGAACCAACGUCAUGGACAUUCAGAUUCUCAUGGUUGAUAUUUAACUCGUAAGUGGGUUUUAUCAAGUGGCCAAAUUUGAAAUGCAGUCCGAUGGAAAUUGGACUUAAAAAUCCACUAUGCUUCCUCUGAUGUACAUUAAGAUGUGAAAAACCAAAACAAUGGCAGAAUAACUGUCUACCAACUUCUCAUGCAAUUGUGGAGGGGAGUGCGAGUGAUCACUUGUCUUUCCUGAUGAAGAUUAUCCAUUUAUACUUAUUUUCGCGCUAAAAUCCCAUUAGGUUCUAGCACGCUGUCCUAUGCACACAUGUCAACUAUCUGGACUCUGACCAGGGCCCCGUUCCACGAAGCGAUCUUAGCCCUAAGAUUACUGUAAGCGAAGAGCUACCCUAUGCACUUAAGUUGAUCUUAGGGCUAAGAUCGCUUCAUGGAAUGGGGCCCAGGACAGCAGGUUAGUGAGAGAGAAGUCUUUAUGGUCGAUGGUUUAACCACUACAUCACAAAGGCUGGUAAGUUGAUUACCCAGUAGCUUCUAGAAUCUUCAAUUGUUGGUUCAGUUGUACCAUUUUAGUUGUGAUCAAUGAAAAUGUGAAAAACAUAUCAAAAGCAGAUAUUAGAUGUUACACUAAAAGAAUCCACAUGCUAUACAAAGCCUAUACAUAUCCUAUUGACUGGUAGAUCUGUUUGGGAUACCAUUUUGAUUCCACUGUAAACAGAGUAAACUGGCUAAGGUACCGUAGCAUUCAUACAUUGAACUGAUGGCACAUUUUUUGUACAGUGUACUUUGAUUGGUCUGACAAAAGGUUACUGAGACAUGACCUGCCAUUGGGUUUUAUCGGACUUUAAUGUCACACUUCUUUUAUACUGCCUUUACUGGAGCUUGUUGCUCUAAAUGCAAAUAAAUGAAUUAACAGUAAUAGAGUGAGCAUAGUGGAUUUAGAUAUGGUAUAAUAUGCAGUUAUUAAGUUUCCAUCCACUAAUCAUGUGUUGUUGAAUUUAUAUGAUUAUAUGAAUUCUGUUAGAGUGUAAUAUGAAUGAUAGCACAUUAGUAAACACCUUUUAUACAAAACAGUAUAAUAAGCACACACAUUUGCAAAAUGUUUUAGCCAAAAUGCAAUAUUUGUAAUUUUAAUACAACAAAAUAAAUAAUGCAACAACAUAGGAUAAAAAUUUAAUGAGGUUUUCUUUGAUUACUUGUGUUCAUUUAAAGGUACAAAUAUUUAAUUGAACUUUAUAAAGUUACUAGUCAAUUCUCAAUAACAUUUCUACAAGGAUACAAAUCAUCCUAUUGUUUUGGUACUCCUUCCUAAAAGGGUACAUAAAGAUUUUAAUUUUUGAGAGGACUGUUUAUCAAAAUGUUUUGUUUUAAAUGUGUGCACUAGUCUUAACCCCUAGAAUAUGAUUUGUAUUCUCAUGAAAGUAUUACUAAUUGUCACGGGUCGGGAUCUGCUCAGUUGGUACAGCUCUCAAGUGAGGUGCUCAGUGGACCCAUUCUCUGAUGGGUUUUCCCCCCCUGCUUCAACCAAUGUCCCACGAUUGAUUUAUCAAGGGUAAUGGUAUGUGCUGUAAUGUGAGAUUAGUGCAUAUAAAAGAUCCCUUGUUGCUAGCAAAAAAAAAUGUAGUAUGUUUUGUGUGUUUCAGUUUUAUGAAAUGUUUGCCAUCCAACAGCCGAUGAUUAAUAAAUCAAUGUGCUCCAAUGAACAGUGUUAUGAAAUUAGUUUUAAGUGAACACCAUUUGAACUUGAUAUGACCACAUGGAAUUUUGUUUUCAUCAUUUGCAGUUAGUUAAACAGUUUUUGAUAUACCCAUAACCAGUCUGUAUAAUAUGUAGUACCAUAUAUAAUAUAUUCUUGUAUAUAAACAUAGUGUACUUUUAGCUACUUGCACAGUUCUUAUUGUCCAUAACCAAUCACAUGUAAUAUAAUAUGCAAUAUGCAGUAUAUAAUGUACUUUAAUUCCAAAGAUUUUUUAAAUAGUCAACUCUAUGUCUUGUAUAACAUUUAUUGGAUUUCUAUAUUUCAUAUUUGCUUAUUUGUAUUGUUAAAGAGGGUGGUGGGUGUAGCCCAGUGGUAAAGAGCUCACUUGAUACAAGGUCGGGUUUAAAAUCGAUAGCAGUCGGUGGGCACAUUGGGCUAUUUCUCCUAGCUAGUGCACCAUGACCAGUAUAUCAAAGACUGGUAUGUGCUGUCCUGUUUCUGGGAUGGUGCAUAUAAAAGAUCCUUUGCUACUAAUGAAAAAUGUAGCAGAUUUCGUAAGACUGUAUGUCAAAAUUACCAAAUGUUUGACAUCCAUUAGCCAAUGAUUAAUCAUUGUGCUCUAGUGGUGUCAUUAAACCAAACAAACUUAACUCUUUUUUUGUAUCAUUGACAUCAGCCUGUUUUGUGAGUAUGUUUCUUGUUGGACUUCUUGUCCCACUGUCAGUGUGCCCACCACAAUCCAACGUUUGGGACUAAACUUUUAUUGAAGUGAAAAUAAAAGAUACCCAUCUAACAUGGGUCAUGUUAAGGUAUGACGUUGUCUGUCCAUACAUAACUACUUUCUGUUUCCAGGGCAUAUCUUUCUUACCAAUUCAUAUAGAAUCAUCAAAGCAUGUAUGCAAAUACAAUUUGGGAAUAUGGUGUGUUAUGUAACAUAUAUAGGUCAAUACGACCUACUUUUCACACAUUAACUACUGCACAUUAAAGGAAAUCUGUGUCCAAGCCAUAUCUUCCUUAUCAAUUCAUAUAGAAUCAUCAGACUUUGGGAUGGCAGUGUGCUGCAUACCAUAACUAGGUCACCAUGACCUACUUUUAUUCAAACUCCUGAGGGCACAUCAUGUACCUCAUCAGUACUGUUCGUAGGGGUAGCCAAUGUGGUGGCCGCAGGAUGCCAGUCUUUCACUUAACCAUGUUGAAAUAACGUUAAGACUCAGGGCAUCAUUAAAACUUUCCUGUUUUUAAAUUAUUUAAAUUAAAUCACCAGCCAGUGCACCACGACUAAACAAGUGCAAGUAAGAGAACUUGUACUGUUUUGUGAGGGUUUUUUGUUGUUGUGUGUUUCUCCCCCCAGUGCGGGACUGGUAUAUCAAAGGCCAUGGUAUGUGCUAUCCUGUCUGUGGGAUGGUGCAUAUAAAAGAUGACUUGCUGCUAA
This is a messenger RNA of Gigantopelta aegis, 4900 nucleotides long. RefSeq names its product glycerate kinase-like. The coding region runs from base 71 to 1819 and encodes 582 amino acids. Gene Ontology annotation, biological process: protein phosphorylation. NCBI's taxonomy places the organism in Eukaryota, Metazoa, Mollusca, Gastropoda, Neomphalida, Peltospiridae. Gene Ontology annotation, cellular component: cytoplasm. Gene Ontology annotation, molecular function: glycerate kinase activity. The record is from RefSeq and is a predicted model, not a curated record. The transcript is spliced from 5 exons.